AUUCCUCGAGAGAGCCUUCAGGGGCCCUCGAUCAAAAUUUUGUCGACCGCUCGUUAACAGGGUCAAGAUCCUCGCUGAAAGAAGUCCCGGGGCUCAAGAAUUUACUACAGCCAGAGUAAGCUGACUGAGGCAGACAAAGAGGAAGACACGAACUGAGGAGAGGAUGCGUCAAAGAAGAGAAGGGAUGAGGCUUGAAAUGUGCGGACUUUAACUUCGUGUGCUUUUGGCCUGCACAGUCAGUGCGCGCGGAACGCAACGCCCAAAAGCUCGUGACAAGCGGGAGUUAAUAGACGAAUUAACGUUAAAUGAGCAAGAUGUUAAGUAUCCUCGCCUGAAGAAAAGAGAAAAAAACAAAAGACGAGGCAAAAUAGAAUACACUUUAGCUUCUAUUUUUGACGUGUCGCACGACGACGGACGACAUCGAUAACACCUUCAAUUCGGCUUUUAUGUAUUAAAAGACAAUGGCCACCAGAUCAGAAGAUCCAUACCCGGAGAUUACUGAGUCCGGAGGAAAGGAAAGAGAUAGGGGGAAAACCAUCGGAUUCGGCAAAUUACUCCUAAAGUUCCUAGCUAUUUAUUGGCGAUCCUUCAUCGUGAUAAUAUGGCCAUUAAUUCUGAUCCCGAUACUGACGCUCGAGAGUGAAAAGCCCCUCGCGAUGAAAUGUUUAUACGUCGUCGCGUUGAUGGCAAUGUUCUGGGUGACCGAGGUUCUACCAUUGCCCGUCACAGGCAUGAUCCCGGUGGUCCUGUACCCGCUGAUGGGCAUCAUGUCCACCAAUGAGACCUGCCUGUGCUAUAUGAACGAUACCACAAUGAUGUUUCUGGGCAGUUUGGUGAUCGCGGUGGUAAUCGAGAACUCCGGCUUGCAUAUGCGAAUGGCGUUAUUCAUCAUCAAGACCAUCGGUUGUAGUCAUCGAAGAUUAACGUUGGGCCUCUUCUUCGUAACAAUGUUUAUCUCGAUGUGGAUCUCGAACACCGCCGCCACAGCUAUGAUGAUACCCAUAAUGGAAACAGUUCUAAUAGAACUAGAAGCGCAAGGACUCGGGAACAUGUUUGUCCAAAGAGAGGAAGUGGCCGAGGAGGAAAGCGCGGAAACGAGUAAAAGGCCGACGCACAGCACCAUGGUAUAUUAUCUUGUCGCGGCCUAUGCGUCCAGUCUAGGUGGCAUCGGUACCAUUGUUGGCAGCGGUACCAAUUUAACGUUGAAAGGCUUUCUGGAGAAACGCUUUCCCGAUAGUCCCGGCAUAAAUUUCGCCUCCUGGAUGUUGUACUCAGUGCCGCCCAUGUUGCUAAUGAGCUUCGUUACGUGGUUGUGGCUGCAGGUGAUGUACAUGGGUCUCUUCAAACCGAAGAGCAAGGACGCUCGUGCCAUAGACAUUGGUCAGCAGGGCGAGCGUGUCGCGGCGGCGGUCAUUGAGAAGAAAUAUAAGGAACUCGGACCGAUCACAUGGCACGAAUCCUCGGUGGGUGUUCUAUUUAUCCUCGUAGUGCUCCUGUGGUUCUUCAGGAAUCCCGGAUUCAUGCCGGGCUGGGCUGCUUAUAUCACAAAUUUAUCGGUCAAGGAUUCAACCGCGGCCAUAUGCGUGACGAUAUUGUUCUUCAUCAUUCCGUCGAAACUUGACUUUCUGCACGCGUUCAACAAAAAUCUACACAAACGGCCCACGAAACCGUCACCCGGCUUAAUAACAUGGAAGAUGAUUAACCAGAAGAUGCACUGGAGUUUGAUAUUCGUGCUGGGCGGCGGAUUCGCCAUCUCCGCUGGUAGUACUACAUCGGGUUUAUCAGCCAUGCUCGGUCAGUCCUUGAUCGGUCUGCAAAAGAUCAACGUGGUGGCGAUAUUGCUGAUCGUCUGCUUCUUCGCUGAGAACGUGACGGAAUUAACGGCUAACGUGGCCGUCGCGAAUAUUAUACUGCCAGUCUUAGCGGAAAUGUGUGUGGCUAUUAAAAUACAUCCUUUGUAUUUGAUGCUGCCGGCGGCUAUCUGCUGCUCGUUCUCGUUUCAUUUACCGGUAGGUACCCCGCCGAAUGCAAUUGCCAGCGCGGCGGGUCAUAUAAAGACAAGGGACUUUAUGAUCGCCGGUAUCGGGCCCAGCAUCGUCACGCUCGUCGUCACCGUGGGGGCGUUCUCCACAUGGGGUACAUACGUAUUCAAUCUGUCCGAGUUCCCCGAGUGGGCGACAUAGCGGUACUCGUCAGUAUAGUCCUUCGAUAUUUAUUUGCGCUUCGUGCUCCACCGAACGCGCGUGUUCCACAAUGACAAGAGUACUACUCGUACAUAAUAACGCCGAAUAUUCUCAUCUCAUCGAAAAAAUUCGGUCUCUCUAUAAUAGAUAUUUUCUUACAAAUUCCAAAGAUAUCUGACGCCUUAAGGGAUAAGUUCGCACAAUCGCGAAUCUCAACUUCCUCAAUGGCAAGAAUAGACUGGAUGGUACUAUGUAUGUAUCGUAAAAGCGAAAAUUGUCAAAUAUGAUAAGAAAGUAACAAUAUGAUACAUCCUCAGAAUAAUUUCGCAUGUGGGAUGAUAUUAUUUUUGUAUGAAAUGUAUAAUAGUAUACAAAAAUCCUCAAAUAAGGAAUCCACUCUUACAUAUGUCUUAGCGACCAAAAAAUCACUGACAAUACUAAUUUUUAGCCAAUCAAAAAACACAUAAACGUAUUUAUUUAUAUAUAUCAAGUAUGUUCACAAUAUACAUAUUUGGAGUCGGAAA
Molecule: messenger RNA, 2707 nt
Organism: Formica exsecta
Lineage: Eukaryota; Metazoa; Arthropoda; Insecta; Hymenoptera; Formicidae
Product: protein I'm not dead yet-like
Exons: 11
Coding region: 462-2183 (573 amino acids)
Biological process (GO): monoatomic anion transmembrane transport; citrate transport
Cellular component (GO): membrane
Molecular function (GO): citrate transmembrane transporter activity; succinate transmembrane transporter activity
Source: RefSeq, a predicted model, not a curated record